Molecule: messenger RNA, 765 nt
Organism: Microsporum canis CBS 113480
Lineage: Eukaryota; Fungi; Ascomycota; Eurotiomycetes; Onygenales; Arthrodermataceae
Product: exosome-associated family protein
Exons: 3
Coding region: 1-765 (254 amino acids)
Biological process (GO): maturation of 5.8S rRNA; regulation of gene expression
Cellular component (GO): nucleolus; exosome (RNase complex)
Molecular function (GO): RNA binding; DNA binding
Source: RefSeq, a predicted model, not a curated record
AUGACCACGGAGACAACAGACCUGAAGCCGCUCCUAGAGCAGCUGGAAGAUGAUAUAGAUGAUAUCGAAGACGCCCUAGAGCCGCUUCUGGAGCAUGGAUUGGCUACCACCUCGCAGAAGCUGCCCUUGAUGGAAAAGGCGAAGCUUCACGUUCUUCUCACAUACUCGAUAGAGUCACUUAUAUUCUCAUACUUGUGCCUCAACGAUGUAGAUGCAAAGGAACACCCGGUAUUCAAGGAACUUGCCCGGGCUGGUAAUGAUAAGGUAGAUCUCGAGCGAGCCGAGCGGGAAGCAAAGGACAAGGCGAUGGCACAGCUACGGGCGUCACAGUUAGCCAAAAUGAAGGGCAACGUAGCAGCUGCUGUGCCGCAGAAACGGCCGCUCGAUGAACCCGAGUCGUCCGAACGUGAUGGUACAGAGUUGUCGUCGCCUGAGCCGAAGAAGACUAAAACGAUAGAACCGGACGAAGAUGACGAAGAUGACGAAGAAGAAGGUGACGACGACGAUGAAGUAGAAGAAGGGGGGGUUGGUGAAGAGGACGAUGAAGAGAACGACCAGCCAAAUGAAAAGAAAGAAGAAGCGUUCAUCAAACUAGAUGCUGAGGCCAAGAGCACAAAUAAGAAGAAAAAGAAGAAGAUGACCAGGGCGGAGAAGAGGGCGAUAAAUGCCGCAAAAAAGGAAAAGAAGACUGCAAAGAAGAAGCGGAAGAAUAAGAGAGAGAGAGAAGCUCAGCUUGCAACCGCCAAUACAAAUGCCAAUGGCUGA